CGGGUGGGUGCCGGUGCCGCAGCCCCUCGCCAUGAGCAGCUUGGCCGCUCUCCGGGAGGGCUACGAACGCUUCGAGCCUCUCGCUUACCUGCGGAACAACUACCUGCCCCCCCGCGCCGACUUCUCCUCCGAGGAGUUCGUGGUGCCCUGGAAGCUGCGAUGCUUGGCCGAGACCUUCGCCAGCGGUGAGAUCCAUGGCCACACGCUGAUCGACGUGGGCUCGGGCCCCACCAUCUACCAACUGCUGAGCGCCUGUGACCACUUCGAGGAGAUCGUGGCCACCGACUACCUGGCGGUGAACCGGGAGGAGCUGGGGCGCUGGGCACGGGGGGAGCCCGGCACCUUCGACUGGAGCCCCUUCAUCCAGCACGUCUGCAAGAUCGAGGGACGUGGGGAGCCGUGGCAGGAGAAGGAGCACCGGCUGCGUUCCCGGCUGCGGCGGAUCCUUCCCAUCGACGUGCACCAACCGGACCCCUUGGGGACCCCCCUGAGCCCCCCGGCAGACGCCCUCCUCUCCGCCUUCUGCCUGGAAGCCGUCAGCCCCGACCACGCCGCCUUCUCCCGGGCGCUGACACACGUGGGUUCCCUGCUGCGCCCGGGGGGUCACGCGUUGCUGCUGGGGGCUCUGGGGGAAUCUUUCUACCUGGCGGGGGCUGCCCGGCUGCCGGUGGUCCCGUUGGACGAGGCCGAUGUCCGGGGGGCUUUGGUGGGUGCUGGUUUUGCCCUCCGGGAUUUCCGUGCCUAUGCCAUGCCCCCCGCCCUCCGCACCGGUGUGGACGACGUCGAUGGCGUCUUCUUCGCCCACGCGCAGAAACCACUGGAAGCCUGA
Calypte anna (Anna's hummingbird) is the source of this 829-nucleotide messenger RNA. RefSeq names its product phenylethanolamine N-methyltransferase (gene PNMT). The record is from RefSeq and is a predicted model, not a curated record. The coding region runs from base 32 to 829 and encodes 265 amino acids. The transcript is spliced from 3 exons. NCBI's taxonomy places the organism in Eukaryota, Metazoa, Chordata, Aves, Apodiformes, Trochilidae. Gene Ontology annotation, molecular function: phenylethanolamine N-methyltransferase activity. Gene Ontology annotation, cellular component: cytosol.